UACAACAUUCUUCAAUAACCACACCAAUUCUUCUCAAUCUAAUUUCUCCUUUUUUUCUGCUUGUUCUACGUUUCUCCGGUCACCGAUUAUUUUUUCCCUUCCUUCCGGUACUUUCAAUAUGACUAUCCUCAUUAGCCAGCCUGCACUCGGAACACGAGUUGAGGAUCAGAAACACAAGGAUGAUGUUAUGGAGCUGGUUUUAGACGGUGGAUUUCCCGUGCCGAAAUCUAUUUCUGACGAGGGAUUUGAUGCUCCGGAUAUCAAUGCUUUCGGAAAAUCCUUCAGGGAUUACAAUGCUGAAACUGAAAGGCAAAAGUCUGUGGAGGAAUUCUACAAGAACCAACACAUUAACCAGACCUAUGACUUUGUUAUGAAGAUGAGAAAAGAAUAUUCAAAAUUGGAGAAAGGUGAAAUGAGCAUUUGGGAAUGCUGCGAGCUGCUGAAUGAAGUUGUCGACGACAGCGAUCCUGAUUUGGACGAGCCUCAGAUUCAACAUUUGCUUCAAUCUGCUGAAGCUAUCAGGAAAGAUUAUCCUGAUGAGGAUUGGUUGCACCUCACUGCUCUUAUUCACGAUCUUGGGAAGGUACUUCUUCUUCCACAGUUUGGAUCACUCCCCCAGUGGGCUGUUGUGGGAGAUACAUUUCCUCUCGGCUGUGCUUUUGAUGAAGCUUGUGUUCAUCACAAGUACUUCAAGGAAAACCCGGAUACCAAAAUUCCUCUCUACAGUACCAAAAAUGGAAUUUAUGAAGAUGGAUGUGGGCUGAACAAUGUCAACAUCUCAUGGGGACAUGAUGACUAUAUGUAUUUGGUGGCCAAGGAAAAUGGCACCACCUUACCUCCAGCUGCUUUGUUCAUUAUCCGUUACCAUUCGUUCUACCCUAUGCACACGGGAGGAGCAUACAUGAACCUCAUGAAUGAGGAGGACAAGGAUAAUCUGAAGUGGCUCCAUGUUUUUAACAAGUAUGACCUCUAUAGCAAGAGCAAGGUUCAUGUUGAUGUUGAAGAGGUUAAACCAUAUUACCAAUCCCUCAUCAAGAAGUAUUUCCCUGCAAAGCUGAAAUGGUAAACUAUGCAUGAGGAAAUAUGGAGGGUUGGAAGUGGUGUUUAUUAACUAAUAUGCAAUUACAGUUUUUAUGACUGAAAUGUAAAGUAAUAUAUAAUUAUCUAUUGUAUAACACAGGCUGAUGUAACAUUAUGAGGAAGAGCUAUCUAUAUAAUUAAUGUAAUUCUCUCCUAGCUCUUGUUUGAGCUCAGAAAUCUAUUAUUCAAUAUGUAAAUUAACAUCUUCCUAUUUAUAUAUAUUCUCUUACUUUA
Mercurialis annua (annual mercury) is the source of this 1314-nucleotide messenger RNA. RefSeq names its product inositol oxygenase 4-like. The transcript has 11 exons. NCBI's taxonomy places the organism in Eukaryota, Viridiplantae, Streptophyta, Magnoliopsida, Malpighiales, Euphorbiaceae. The record is from RefSeq and is a predicted model, not a curated record. Gene Ontology annotation, biological process: inositol catabolic process. Gene Ontology annotation, molecular function: inositol oxygenase activity; iron ion binding. The coding region runs from base 119 to 1066 and encodes 315 amino acids. Gene Ontology annotation, cellular component: cytoplasm.